GCCGUCGCCGCGGGUCCUGGAGAAGCGGCCGCGGUCGGGGAACGGGGCUUCGCGGUUCCAACGAUUAACUGCUGAAGUACUGAUCGAGUUCUGCGUUUCUUCAAUGAGGAACUACAGGCUGAUCUUCUGCCAUAAUCUCAAACAGCCAUAAAUGACAAAAGAAUGCUUGCUCAGUGAGGGUAGCUGGUGCAGAAGCCAUUUUUUAAACUUAGGUGUUUAAGUACUCAAAGAAAAGACAGCUUUGAUUUCUGGCUGCAAAAAAGAUAUGAGGAAGAGCUCCUCCCCUUCCUUGAGUAACUGCAACUCCGUUCUUGCUAACAAAAUAUUUGGAAUUCCACUUGAUGAGCUGCAGCAGGGAGGACAUCCAGACAAUGAGGUUCCAUUCAUAGUCCGCCACGUUGUGGACUAUAUUGAGGAACAUGGAGGUCUGGAGCAACAAGGACUUUUUCAAGUCAAUGGAAAUGCUGAGACAGUGGAGUGGCUUCGGCAGAGAUACGACAGUGGAGAAGAAGUGGAUUUGGUUAAGGAAGCAGAUGUUCCCUCAGCUAUUAGUCUUCUUAGGUUUUUCCUUCAAGAACUUCCUGAACCUGUUAUUCCUGGCAGUUUGUAUAUUCACUUAAUGCAGCUUUCUCAAGAUUAUAAUAAUGAAGAUGAAUUUGGAAGAAAGUUGAGGUUCCUCUUGCAGCAGCUUCCACCUGUUAAUUACAGUUUGUUAAAGUUUCUGUGUAGAUUUUUAGCCAAUGUAGCAUCACAUCAUGAAGAAAUUUGGUCUGCAAAUUCUUUGGCUGCUGUCUUUGGUCCAGAUGUCUUCCAUAUUUACACAGAUGUGGAAGAUAUGAAAGAGCAAGAAAUAGUGAGCAGGAUAAUGGCUGGGCUUCUGGAAAAUUACUAUGAGUUUUUUGAGAAUGAAGAGGAAGAUUUUUCAUCUAAUGAUUUGAGUUCGAUUACUGAACAGGUUAAUGAACUUUCUGAGGAGGAAGAGGAAGAUGAAAAGCUGGAACAUAUAGAAGAACUUCCACAAGAGGGUGCAGAAAAAUCAAACGAUAUGCCACAGGUGGUACAGUUGAGGAUGACUGAAAAUAUCCUGGAAACAAAUAGUGUUGCAGCAACAAGUGCCCAUAUAUCUCCCAUCAGCAUCUUACCAGCCUCUGCAGACAUUUUAGAAAGAACAAUUAGAGCAGCUGUGGAACAGCACCUUUUUGAUCUGCAGAGCAGCAUUGAUCAUGAUCUUAAGAAUUUACAGCAGCAAAGUCUGGCAUGUAAUAAUGAAGUAGGAAGUAUAAAUUGUGAUGGGAAAGGAUCUAAUAACCAGGUUGAUAUUGCUGCUGAUAUUAUUAAUGCUGGUGAAAGUAACAGAUACUGUUCAGAACCUGUGGCUAGUGCUAAUUUAGACAGUGAAGUAAUGCAGCAAGAUUUUAUAUUCGAAGAUGAAGAAAAUAACCAG
Molecule: messenger RNA, 1444 nt
Organism: Galeopterus variegatus (Sunda flying lemur)
Lineage: Eukaryota; Metazoa; Chordata; Mammalia; Dermoptera; Cynocephalidae
Product: protein FAM13B-like
Exons: 10
Biological process (GO): signal transduction
Source: RefSeq, a predicted model, not a curated record